This is a messenger RNA of Vespula vulgaris, 1634 nucleotides long. RefSeq names its product sugar transporter SWEET1. The record is from RefSeq and is a predicted model, not a curated record. Gene Ontology annotation, molecular function: sugar transmembrane transporter activity. The transcript has 6 exons. Gene Ontology annotation, cellular component: membrane. NCBI's taxonomy places the organism in Eukaryota, Metazoa, Arthropoda, Insecta, Hymenoptera, Vespidae. Gene Ontology annotation, biological process: carbohydrate transport. Bases 834 to 1502 code for a protein of 222 amino acids.
UUUUAUCAUUAAGGAUGUGUAUGAUAAAAAUUGAUAAGAAUUAAUAAGAAGAUAAGGGCUUUCUAAGUUCAACACAAAAUAACUUUUUCAUAAUACUGAUAUAAUAUUAUAUAUUAUUAUUAUUAUUAUAGUAGUAGUAGUGGUAGUAGUAGUAAUAAUAAUAAUAAUAAUAAUGAUAUAAAAUAGAUUAAUCAUGUAGGGGAAAGUACAAAAAAUAAUAUCACUGAGAUUCUAUCUCAUAGAUAAUGUGGAAACAAACACAUGUUUUAAUUUUUAUUACAGUAAUUUAUGAUAUAUAAGUAUAUUUACUAAUUAUUAUUUUUUACAAAAUCUUAUUUUUUGUCACGAAUUUGUAUUAGUUAUUAUGUGUCGAAUACGUUCAUUAUUCUUUAUAUAUUUAGAUCGUAAAAAAAAUGUAUAUCAGUAUUCGUAUCGUAUAUGAUACAUAACAUUACUGCGAAAUACGUAUCAUUAUUAGAAAAAGAUAUAAACAUGCGAAUUCAACCUAGUAAACUAUUAUUUAUUCAGUCUAGUAUCUAUUGUAAACUAACCCUGUUGUUAUGUUACUCGGGGAAAGAUAUAACCUACACAAAUUUAUUCAUACGUCGUGGACGCAUGGUGGCGACAGUAUUCCCCUGUUGCGCUUGAGAUCAAAUUUUAUCUGCAUUUGUCACUGAAGUUAGACGCACUUCAAAGGAAAGGUUAUUCUGAUUGAGAGAUCGUUCUGCAUGGACAUACCGUAAAUUGACUUUGAUCAGACGUAAUACAGUGAUCACAAAGAAAUUUUAUAAAAUAAAAAGAAAAUAGUGACCUUAACAAAACCUUCAGAAAUCAUGGUUCUAGAAGAUUAUAAAGAUAUUAUUGGUACAUGCGCUGCAAUUACAACAAUAGGACAUAUGCUAUCAGGAACUGUAAUAUGCAAGGAUAUUCACAAAAAGAGAACCUCGGAGGGCUUCGAUCCUAUGCCCUUUUUAGGUGGUGUAGGAAUGUCUAUAUUAAUGCUUCGCUAUGCCUGGAUGCUUGGCGAUCCUACCAUGAUUAAAGUUAAUGUUUUUGGAUUAAUAGCAAACACUGUAUAUAUGGCUGUGUAUUGCUAUUAUUCUCCACAUAUGAAAGAUACGCUUGCUUUAAUAAGUAAAGCAGUGAUUUUUGUAGCAGUAUUUCUCGCGUAUACUCAAGUGGAGCAUCCUGACAAAGUUGAAUACAGAUAUGGUAUAAUUACAACUAUGCUACUUCUAUUUUUAAUAGCAUCUCCUCUUAUACAUCUUAGAAAGAUUAUAGAGACCAAAGAUACAUCAAUUCUUCCAUUUCCACUUAUUGUUAUGGGUACGGCAGUAUCAUUUCAAUGGUUGUUAUAUGGACUUAUUAUAAAUAAUGUUUUUGUGAUUUUUCAGAACUCUGUUGGUUUUGUUCUAUCAUUGGCUCAAUUGUCAUUGUUUAUUAUUUUUCCUUCAAAAUCUUCAAAAACUCCAGUGCCAAAUGUAGAGAAAAAAAAGGAUUAAUAGCAUUAUUACAAUAGUUUUUAAAAUAACAUAACACAUGUGUUACGUUAUGUACAGAAAUAGAAAUAUAAAUAUUUAAAUGUAACAGCUCAAAAGUAUAAAGAAAAUUACAAUAAAAUAUCCUAUACGAAA